UCAAAUUUUAUGAUCAAACAUAAUUUUUGAAUAAAAAAAAAUAUUGUUGAUGAAACGUCACUCAAAAUUAAAAGUCUCUAUCAUGGGGGGACCUGCACACAUUGUUGUGUUGCCAAUUUUAUAGCCCCUCCUCUAUGGCUGGUUGGAAAUAGUGCUCUCAAUGUCAAAUCGAAGAUGACACGAGUAAAAUGAGGUAUUUCCUAGUGGAUGGCCAUAAUAUUUUACAAGUGAUUGUGAACCUCAUUUGCCACUUUAAAUAUAAUAAAUUUCAACAUUAUUAAUACAUUUUAUUCAAUGUACCUUUCAUCACAUGUAACUCUUUUUCAUUGACGCAAGAUUAUUUAGGUCAUAUUUAUUUAUAUUUAAUGAAGGUUUUAACUUUUAUAAUUUAGAUCUAUAAUUAAAUUUAUUUGUUUUUUAUUUUAAAAUUAUAAUAAUUCAAAUCUUAAUUAUUAAAUAUGUUUUUUUUAUGUCACAAUCAUUUAAUUGGUAUGAGCCUGUAAGGACAUACACUAUUUCAGCUGAUCGAAAAUAUGAUCUUACAUAAAAAGACAUGGAGGUCAAAGGAGAUUAGGUACUUUAGUAUUUUUAUACUACUAGUAAUAUGAUUAAGGUGUCACUAAUGUCUUUUUCUUCGUUGUGUAUUCAUAUUUGUUUCUGCAAGUAUUUUGUUCAUUGUUUUUUUUAGAUGAUAGCCUAAAAGGGGCAGCCCGGUGCACUAAAGCUUCUGCUAUGCGCAAGGUUCGGAGGAAGGCCCGACCACAAAGAUUGGAGUUCCAUCAAGCUCUUGGGUGGUGGUGGAGUUGUCUUCCGCUCAUCAUCUUAAAUCUUGCUGCCCGGAAAGAGUUUUGUGUUAAUAUGCUAUUCUGAUGACUGUUGUUGGAGAAUAAAAGCAUCGUGUUGGAAAAAAUCAGAUAUAUUCAAAGUGAGAUAUAUCAAUAGUGAACAUUCAUGUGCAUUAAGAGAUAGGAUUUUCAACAAAGUUCAUGGUACAAAGGCUUUUUUAAGUGCAUUCACGGCACCUAAAUUGGUUAAUCAUAAAAGAAUUCAUACCCCAAUGAUAUACAAAAGGAUAUUAAAGCAACGUAUGGAAUUGAUAUUACCUAUCAACAAGCAUAGCGUGCAAAAUAACAUGCUUUGGAGAUGUUAAGGGGGAAACCUGCUGAUGGAUAUAGACAGCUGCCUGUAUACAUACAUAUGCUAAAAACCGUAUAUCCAAAUUUGUACAUAAGUAUGCACAAGUCACCAACUGAUGAGUUCAUGUAUCUAUUCAUAGCAUUAAGACCAUUGAUGAGGGGGUUUCAGUUUUGUCGAUCUGUAGUUGUUGUUGACGGUGCUCAUCUUGAUGGACCUUAUAAAGGUACAUUUGUAUCAGCUAGCACACUUGAUGGGGCAGGUUGCAUAUUGCCAUUGGCGUAUGGUGUUGUAGAUACAGAAAAUGAUUCAUCAUGAACGUGGUUUUUUCAGAACUUCAAAAAUGCAUUUGGUGAGAAGGACAAUAUGUAUGUUGUAUCAGAUAGGAACGAAAGCAUAAUCAAGAGUGUAAACAUGGUAUUUUCCAAUGUCUCUCACUUUGCAUGCAUAUGGCAUAUAUCAAAAAAUGUGUGUACUAACUACAAGAGGAGCAAAGCUGUACUAAGUGACAUCUUCUACUCGAUGGCAAAGGCAUACCGAAAAGAUGAAUUCAAAAAAUUAAUGGCAAAAGUUGAAAAAAUUAAUCACCGGAUGACACAAUAUUUGAAAAAUGUGGGUUACGAAAAGUGGUCGAGAGUUUAUGCAACUGUCAACAGGGGGAGAAUGAUGACUUCUAACAUCGCAGAAUGUAUCAAUGGAUGUCUUGUUGAAGCACAAGAGCUGCCUAUAAUUGAUUUUUUAAAGCAAACGAGAAUGUUAUUUGGUGCUUGGAACUGCAAAAAUAGGGAAAUAACAGCUUAUACAAAAUAUACUUUGGGUAGGAAAUUCGAAGAUAUCCUAGUAUCAAACACAAUGAAGUGUUCGAGAAUGAAGGUUGUUGCUUCAUCAAAAUAUUUUUAUUCUGUUUAUGAGUCGGGUGUAAGAUACAUUGUGUGUCUUGAAAGAAAAACAUGCAAUUGUGGCAGGUUUCAACUAGAUGAGAUACCAUCUCCACACGCAAUUGCAGUGUUGAAGAGCAAGAACAUUACAGACAUGCACCCAUACUUUUCUGAUUACUACAAGCCAGAGGCGUUGGCAAAUACAUAUGAAUUGCAAAUGGUUCUAAUGCCAGAUAAGAAAGAUUGGUCUAUUCCAAAAGAAAUUUUGGAAGAGAUCAUCUUGCCACCAAGAUACAAAAGGAUGCCAGGAAGACCAAAGAAAGGAAGAAAAAAGUACUCUAGUGAGAAGAUAAGAACGAGCAUAAAUUCUUGUAGUCGUUGUGGCCAUGAAGGCCACAACAGAAAGACUUGUAAUUUCAUGCCCAAAGAGAAAUGAUAUUUUGUUAUCCCAGGAUACAUUCUAUUUGUACUUACAUCUACAUAUUUUUUUC
Molecule: messenger RNA, 2503 nt
Organism: Solanum dulcamara
Lineage: Eukaryota; Viridiplantae; Streptophyta; Magnoliopsida; Solanales; Solanaceae
Exons: 5
Coding region: 1501-2448 (315 amino acids)
Molecular function (GO): zinc ion binding; nucleic acid binding
Source: RefSeq, a predicted model, not a curated record